AUGGGGGUCUCAGCGGAUGCCUCCUAUGUGCUCAGCGGCGGGAUGGGUGCCUUGGGUUUGGUCACUGCACAAGCGUUGGCGGAAGAGGGUGCCAAGAGCUUGCUGCUGAUGUCCAGGAGUGGGCGUCCUGGUGCGGAAGUGCAGAACCAGUGGAGAUGGCUGCAGGAGUCGGCGCUGCAGGUCACAGCCUGGGCCUGCGACGUGAGCAGCGCCACGAAGGCCGAGCUGCAGAAACGGCUCUUGGCGCCCAGCGCCACAGAUGGCCCACGCAAGAAGUGCCCCGUCAGGGGCAUCUUGCAUUUGGCGGGUGUCUUGGAUGAUGCCAUGCUUCCACAGCUGACUCGUCAGCAUCUGGAGCGGGCCUAUGCUGCAAAGGUGGUUGGUGCUAAGAACCUUCAUGCGGCAGCGAAUCUGGAUUCGCUGGACUUCUUUCUGCUCUACUCCUCAACUGCCGCUCUCCUCGGUGCAGCAGGCCGGGAUGAUCGAUGA
Messenger RNA from Durusdinium trenchii, 489 nucleotides. NCBI's taxonomy places the organism in Eukaryota, Dinophyceae, Suessiales, Symbiodiniaceae. The record is from the annotation of a GenBank genome assembly.